AUGUUCGUCUCCUUACUCUCCCAUCUUGUUUCUCAAGUUGUGUACUGCUCACCGUGUGGACAUCCACUCUCAUCUCGUCAGGUUCGCAAAACAAGCAAUCAACCCCCAAAAUCGACAUCAUUUUUCCUUUUAGUUUCUUUUCUUCAUUUAUUCAUUUAUUAUUUAUUUUCAUUAUUCUUUUUUCCUUCUUCUUCUUCUUCUUCUUCUUCUUCUUUUUCUUCUUCUUCUUCUUCUUCUUCUAUCCUUUUUAUUUCGCAUCAGUUUUGUUCCGUUAGUUACUAUAUUCUUUCUUUCUUAAUUUCUUCACCUUCUUUUUUCAUCUUGUUUUUUUUUCUUUCUAUUUCCUUUUCUUACUUCUUCCGUCCUUUUUUCUUUCUUUUUCUUCCCAAUGUUUCCUUUGCUAUUCGUCUUUUGCUCAUAUUACUUCAAUAUUCUUUCUUUUUCUUUUUCUUUUCUUUCUAUCCUUUGUCUCUUGUUCAUUUCUUAUUAUUACUUCAUAAUUCUUCUUUGCUUGCUGUCUCCUUCUUCUUCUUCUUUCCUUCUUCUUUUCUUUUUCUUCUUCUUCUUCUUUUUUUCUUUCUUCUUCUUUUUUUUUCUUUUCUUUUUUCUUUCUUUUCUUCUUCUUCUUCUUCUUUUCCGUCUUCUUUCUUUCUUUUUUCUUCUUCUUCUUCUUUCUUUCUUCUUUUCUAUUUCUUUUUAUUUUCUUCUUUCUUUUUCUUUCCUUUCUAUUUCUUUUUUCUUUCUUUCUUUCUUUCUAUUUUUUUAUUCUUCUUUCUUUCUUUCUUUCUUUCUUUCUAUUUCUUUUGUUACUUCUUUCUUUCUUUCUUUUCCUUUUUUACUUCUUUCUUUUUCUUUCUUUCUAUUUCCUUUUGUUUCUUCUUUCUUUCUUUUCUUUUGUUUGCUUUCUUUCUAUUUCCUUUUUUCUUUUUCUUUCUUUCUUUCUCUUUCUAUUUCCUUUUUUUUUUCUUUCUUUCUUUUCUUUUUGUUACUUCUUUUUUUCUUUCUUUCUAUUUCCUUUUCUUUACUUCUUUCUUUCUUUCUUUCUUUCUAUUUCCUUUGUUACUUCUUUCUUUUCUUUUCUUUUCUUUUUUUCUUUUUCUUCUUUCUUUCUUUCUUUUCCUUUUAUUUUUCUUUUUCUUUCUUUCUUUCUUUCCUUUUGUUUCUUUCUUUUUUCUUUUCCUUUUUUUUCUUCUUUCUUUCUUUCUAUUUCCUUUUGUUACUUCUUUCUUUCUUUCUUUUCCUUUUUUACUUCUUUCUUUUUUCUUUCUUUCUUCUUUCUUUUUUCCUUUCUUUCUUUCUUUCUUUCUAUUUCCUUUUGUUUUUUCUUUCUUUCUUUCUUUUCUUUUAUUACUUUUUCUUUCUUUCUAUUUCCUUUUAUUACUUCUUUCUUUCUUUCUUUCUUUCUAUUUCCUUUUUACUUCUUUCUUUCUUUCUUUUCUUUCUUUUCUUUCUUUCUUUCUUUUUCUUUUACUUUCUUUCUUUCUUUUCUAUUUCCUUUUUAUUACUUCUUUCUUUCUUUUCUUUCUUUUUUUCCUUUUGUUACUUUCUUUCUUUCUUUCUUUUCUUUUGUUACUUCUUUCUUUCUUUCUUUCUUUUCUUUUUUACUUCUUUCUUUCUUUCUUUCUAUUUCCUUUUGUUACUUCUUUCUUUCUUUCUUUUUUUUACUUUUUUACUUCUUUCUUUCUUUCUUUCUUUUUUUUGUUACUUCUUUCUUUCUUUCUAUUUCCUUUUGUUACUUCUUUCUUUCUUUUUUCUUUCUUUUCCUUUUUUAUUUCUUUUCUUUCUUCUUCCUUUCUUUCUUUCUUUCUUUCUUUUUUCUUACUUCUUUCUUUCUUUUCUUUCUUUCUAUUUCCUUUUGUUACUUCUUUCUUUCUUUCUUUUCCUUUUUCUUCUUUCUUUCUUUCUUUUCUUUUUCUUUUUCUUUCUUUUUCCUUUUGUUACUUCUUUCUUUCUUUCUAUUUCCUUAUUUUCUUUCUUUCUUUCUUUCUAUUUCCUUUUGUUACUUCUUUCUUUCUUUCUUUCUUUCUAUUUCCUUUUGUUACUUCUUUCUUUCUUUCUUUCUAUUUCCUUUUGUUACUUCUUUCUUUCUUUCUUUCUAUUUCCUUUUGUUACUUCUUUCUUUCUUUCUUUCUAUUUCCUUUUGUUACUUCUUUCUUUCUUUCUUUCUUUCUUUCUUUCUAUUUCCUUUUGUUACUUCUUUCUUUCUUUCUAUUUCCUUUUGUUACUUCUUUCUUUCUUUCUUUCUUUCUUUCUAUUUCCUUUUGUUACUUCUUUCUUUCUUUCUUUCUAUUUCCUUUUGUUACUUCUUUCUUUCUUUUUUCCUUUUUUACUUUUCUUUCUUUCUUUCUUUCUUUUCCUUUUGUUACUUCUUUCUUUUCUUUCUUCCUUUUUCUUUCUUUUUCUUUCUUUCUAUUUCCUUUUUUUACUUCUUUCUUUCUUUCUUUUUCUAUUUCCUUUGUUUCUUUUUUCUUUCUUUCUAUUUCCUUUUAUUUACUUCUUUCUUUCUUUCUUUCUUUUCCUUUUUUUUACUUCUUUCUUUCUUUCUUUCUUUCUUUCUAUUUCCUUUUGUUACUUCUUUCUUUCUUUCUUUCUAUUUCUUUUUUCUUCUUUCUUUCUUUCUUUCUUUUCUUUUUUACUUUUUCUUUCUUUCUUUUUCUUUUUUUCUUUUUCUUUCUUUCUUUCUAUUUCCUUUGUUUACUUCUUUCUUUCUUUUAUUUUUUUUUUUACUUCUUUCUUUCUUUCUUUCUUUUCCUUUUAUUUACUUUUUCUUUUUUCCUUUUCCUUUUUUUCUUCUUUUCUUUCUUUCUUUUCUUUCUUUUUUUUUAUUUCUUUCUUUCUUUCUUUUCCUUUUUUUGUUACUUUCUUUCUUUCUUUUAUUUUCUUUUGUUUUCUUUCUUUCUUUCUUUUUUCUAUUUCCUUUUGUUUGUAUUUCUUUCUUUCUUUUCUUUUCCUUUUAUUUACUUCUUUCUUUCUUUCUUUCUUUUCCUUUUUUAUUUCUUCUUUCUUUCUUUCUUUCCUUUUUUUCUUUCUUUCUUUCUUUCUUUCCUUUUUUUUGUUUUUCUUUCUUUCUAUUUCCUUUUGUUACUUCUUUCUUUCUUUCUUUUUUCUUUUCUUUUUGUUACUUCUUUCUUUCUUUCUUUUCUUUUAUUUAUUUCCUUUUUCUUUUCUUUCUUUCUUUUCCUUUUGUUUCUUUCUUUCUUUUUUUCCUUUUUUUCUUUCUUUCUUUCUUUCUUUUCCUUUUAUUUUCUUUCUUUCUUUCUUUUUCCUUUUUUUUUCUUUCUUUUUUCUUUCUUUCUUUUCUUUCUUUUUCUUUCUUUCUUCUUUUUUUUGUUACUUCUUUCUUUCUUUUCUUUUUUCCUUAUUUCCUUCUUUCUUUCUUUUCUUUUUCUUUUAUUUCUUCUUUUCUUUCUUUCUUUCUUUUCUAUUUCCUUUUGUUACUUCUUUCUUUCUUUCUUUUAUUUCCUUUUAUUUACUUCUUUCUUUCUUUCUUUCUUUUGUUUUCUUCUUUCUUUCUUUCUUUCUUUCUAUUUCCUUUUGUUACUUCUUUCUUUCUUUCUAUUUCCUUUUGUUACUUCUUUCUUUCUUUCUUUCUUUCUAUUUCCUUUUGUUACUUCUUUCUUUCUUUCUAUUUCUUUUUGUUACUUCUUUCUUUCUUUCUUUCUUUUUCCUUUUGUUACUUCUUUCUUUCUUUCUAUUUCCUUUUGUUACUUCUUUCUUUCUUUCUAUUUCUUUUGUUUUCUUUCUUUCUUUUCUUUCUUUCUUUCUAUUUCCUUUUGUUUCUUUCUUUCUUUCUUUCUUUCUUUCUAUUUCCUUUUGUUACUUCUUUCUUUCUUUCUAUUUCCUUUUGUUACUUCUUUCUUUCUUUCUAUUUCCUUUUGUUACUUCUUUCUUUCUUUCUUUCUUUCUAUUUCCUUUUGUUACUUCUUUCUUUCUUUCUUUCUUUCUUUCUAUUUCCUUUUGUUACUUCUUUCUUUCUUUCUUUCUAUUUCCUUUUGUUACUUCUUUCUUUCUUUCUUUUCCUUUUUAUUACUUUUUCUUUCUUUCUAUUUCUUUUGUUUUCUUUCUUUCUUUCUUUCUAUUUCCUUUUGUUACUUCUUUCUUUCUUUCUAUUUCCUUUUUUGUUACUUCUUUCUUUCUUUUCUUUCUUUCUAUUUCCUUUUGUUUGCUUCUUUCUUUCUUUCUAUUUCCUUUUAUUUACUUCUUUCUUUCUUUCUUUUUUUUUCUUUUUUAUUUACUUCUUUCUUUCUUUCUUUUUGUUACUUUUUCUUUCUUUCUUUCUUUCCAUUUCCUUUUAUUUACUUCUUUCUUUCUUUCUAUUUCUUUUGUUUACUUCUUUCUUUUCUUUCUUUCUCUUUUUUCUUUCUUUUAUUUCCUUUUGUUAAUUCUUUCUUUUCUAUUUCCUUUGUUACUUCUUUCUUUCUUUCUUUCUUUUCCUUUUAUUUCCUUCUUUUUUUUUCUUUCUUUCUUUCUUUUUUCCUUAUGUUUUUUCUUUCUUUCUUUCUUUUUCUUUUGUUACUUCUUUCUUUUUCUUUCUUUCUUUCUUUUUAUUUCCUUUUUAUUUCUCUUUCUUUCUUUUCUUUUUAUUUACUUCUUUCUUUCUUUUCUUUCUUUCUUUUUUCCUUUUCCUUUUUUUACUUCUUUCUUUCUUUCUAUUUCCUUUUGUUUUCUUUCUUUCUUUCUUUUCUUUUUCUUUUCUUUCUUUCUAUUUUUUUUUUUAUUUCUUUCUUUCUUUCUUUCUAUUUCUUUUUUUUCUUCUUUCUUUCUUUCUUUCUUUUGUUACUGCUUCUUUUUCUUUCUUUCUUUCUUUCUAUUUCCUUUUUUUUUCUUUCUUUCUUUCUUUCUUCUUUCUUUUUGUUUCUUUCUUUCUUUUUCUUCUUUCUUUCUUUCUUUCUUUCUUUCCUUUUUGUUACUUCUUUCUUUCUUUCUUUUCCUUUUUGUUACUUCUUUUUUCUUUCUAUUUCCUUUUGUUUUCUUUCUUUCUUUCUUUCUUUCUUUCCUUUUGUUACUUCUUUCUUUCUUUUCUUUCUAUUUCCUUUUUCUUUCUUUCUUUCUUUCUAUUUCCUUUUUAUUUACUUCUUUCUUUCUAUUUCCUUUUGUUACUUCUUUCUUUCUUUCUUUCUUUCUUUUUUCCUUUUCCUUUUGUUACUUCUUUUCUUUCUUUCUUUCUUUUUCCUUUCUAUUUCCUUUUUUUUUCUUUCUUUCUUUCUUUCUUUUCUAUUUUGUUACUUCUUCUUUCUUUCUUUCUUUCUUUCUAUUUUCUUUUGUUUCUUCUUUCUUUCUUUCUUUCCUUUUAUUUUCUUUCUUUUCUUUCUUUUCUUUCUUUCUUUCCUUUUGUUACUUCUUUCUUUCUUUCUUUCUAUUUACUUUUUGUUUCUUUCUUUCUUUUCUUUCUUACUUCUUUCUUUCUUUCUUUCUUUUCUAUUUCCUUUUGUUACUUCUUUCUUUCUUUCUUUUCCUUUUGUUUACUUUUCUUUUCUUUCUUUCUUUCUAUUUCCUUUUGUUACUUCUUUUUCUUUCUUUCUUUCUAUUUCUUUUGUUACUUUUUCUUUUUUCUUUCUAUUUCCUUUUGUUACUUCUUUCUUUCUUUCUUUCUUUCUUAUUUCUUUUGUUACUUCUUUCUUUCUUUCUUUCUUUUCCUUUUUUCUUACUUCUUUCUUUCUUUUUUCUUUUUUCUUUUUUCUUUUUUCUUUCUUUCCGUUACUUCUUUUUCCUUUUCCUUUUUUUGCUUCCCAUUUUCUUUUAUUUACCUUUUUUCAUAUUACUUCAAUAUUCUUUCUUUCUUUUUCUUCUAAAGACUUAACGAAACACAACGAGAGACAAGACAAUCAUCCCUCUUUUUCUACAUAUUUGAUGCUAAGCCUGGGCUGA
Messenger RNA from Acanthosepion pharaonis, 5868 nucleotides. NCBI's taxonomy places the organism in Eukaryota, Metazoa, Mollusca, Cephalopoda, Sepiida, Sepiidae. The record is from the annotation of a GenBank genome assembly.